AUGGCGAACGGUAAUGCUGGAUGGGGUACUCGUGUUCCUACCGAGGGUGACAGAAACCUUGAAGCACAGUAUACAGUUUCAGCCAUUGCCGCAUGGAAAUGCGAGUUUAACGGUUGUACUGAACUCAUGACGGUGUAUCAUCGGGAGGAUCGUGAUCAACUUUAUUAUCAAUGUGAUGGUAAUUUUCAAGGCGAUAUCCAAGUUCCCAAUGGAGGUCAUUUCGACGUAAUCAAGAGAAGUGUCACUUUAAAUUCUUUCUGGUAUAACCGUAAGGCCAAGGCUAAUCGAAUUUUGAACACUGUUAUCGAGUAUAUUAGAGGAAACUCAAUUGGAAAGAUCAACAAGUCUAUCAGAAUCAGUCCAGACGCAGCUAGACAAGUAUUGAAGGACAUUCAAAUGAUGAUGCUAAGUGAUUAUCGUAGAUAUGCAAUGGGAGAUGAGCAAUUGCUUGGUGCCGAUCCUAGAUGUCACCAUAUUCAAAUUGAUGAAUCCAAAUUUGGAAAGCGUAAGAAUCACCGUGGUCGACGCGUCGAAGGCGUCUGGGUUUUCGGAAUGGUAGAAGCUCUUGUA
This is a messenger RNA of Mucor mucedo, 570 nucleotides long. RefSeq lists its product as uncharacterized. The record is from RefSeq and is a predicted model, not a curated record. The annotation marks the transcript as partial. NCBI's taxonomy places the organism in Eukaryota, Fungi, Mucoromycota, Mucoromycetes, Mucorales, Mucoraceae. The transcript has 3 exons.